Arachis duranensis is the source of this 1577-nucleotide messenger RNA. RefSeq names its product protein FAR-RED IMPAIRED RESPONSE 1-like. Gene Ontology annotation, molecular function: zinc ion binding; nucleic acid binding. The transcript is spliced from 6 exons. Gene Ontology annotation, biological process: regulation of DNA-templated transcription. The coding region runs from base 90 to 1577 and encodes 495 amino acids. Lineage: Eukaryota; Viridiplantae; Streptophyta; Magnoliopsida; Fabales; Fabaceae. The record is from RefSeq and is a predicted model, not a curated record.
ACAUAAAAAACAAAAAUUUUUCCAACGACUUCAGAAGAUGUUUGUAUGCUCCAUAGCAUCCGGAAGAAUUUGAAGAAUAUUGGGAGAAUAUGAUAAAAAAAUAUGGGUUGGAGGAAAAUGAAUGGGUUCUGAGUGAAUAUGAGAAGAGGAAAAGUUGGGCAAGUGCUUACUUGAGGGAUAAAUUCUGUGCUGGAUUUAGAACAACAUCAAGGUGUGAGGCGAUAAACAACUUCAUUAAGAGGUUUAUUGGCAUUCGCCAAAGUCUUCUAGAGUUAGUCCAAAAUCUUGAACAUGCUCUUAGGGACUAUAGAAAUAAUGAAUUAGUUUCUCAAUUUAAGACGCUGUAUGGGGAGCCCGUUCUAACUACUGGGCUAGAAGCGUUAGAGCUUUCUGCUGCCAAUUUUUACACUAGGGAGAUUCUUGGAGAAGUAAAAAAGGAGAUUCAAGGAGUAGUCGCAUUAGAUGUAAUAAAUGAGGAAAACAUAUCAACCACUGUUGUGUUAAAAGUUAAGGAGUGUGACAGGAGACAACAUAUUUAUAACGUACUUUACGAUCGCAAUACUGAGCAUAUGGAGUGUGAAUGUAGUCGGUGGAGUAGUGAAGGCAUUCCUUGCAGGCACAUGUUUUGUGCAAUGAAAAGGGUAGGUUUACAGAAGUUGCCAGAUAGUCUUCUUUUGAGAAGAUGGUCGAAGGAUGCCAAGAAGUAUCUGGAUGAAAGUUCUGCUGGAGGCACUACGCAAGACAGAGAAAGAGAAUUUUUAAUGCGCUAUGGCGCAUUGUCAGUGGCAGCUACGUGGAUGGUAUUCUUAGGAGCUCAAGAUGGUCCUUCUUUCCAUGACACUAUGAAUGAAGUCUAUCGUUGGACCCAAACACUAGAACAAAAAUCUGACUUGAAAAGACAAACAACAAAUUCUACCACGCCAAACUUUGUUGGUGACCCUUCGGUGGUCAAGACAAAAGGAGCACCCAAGGGGAAAAAGGAGAGGGGUAAACGGAGGUGCACUAAAUGCAACAGUGCUGGUCAUGUAAAGAAUAAAUGUCCUGUGAGGAAUGACGGUGACGAUUUGGGGGAUAAGACUGGUAAUGGCGCGCAAGCUAGCUUUGGUAUCAAGGAGGAGUUUCCCAAGGACCCUAUGGCUUCUCAAGAGACAUUAGCAGUGCCAAAUACAGAAGUAAAUGUACCUGUGCAGCAAGAGUCUGGGCUAGAUGAUUCAGGAUUGAUUAAUGGCCAUGAGAAUCCCAUCCCACCUUAUGGAAGUUGUACAACAAGGAUAUUAUUCGAAGUUCAAUGGGAUGUAACAAGGACAUUAUUCGAAGUUCAAUGGGAUGCAGUAGCAUCUAAGGCCAAAGCAAGGGCUACGAAAGCUGAAGAACCGAAGGUCAAUGCUGAAAGUUCUUCCGAGUCUGCAUCAGUUGCUUCGGGAACUGGGAAGGGGAAGUCUUCAAGUGAAAAGGAUGGAGACGCCAGGCAGGACAGCAGAUACGUGCCAGUUAAGUUGGCACCUUCAGGAUUUGUGCUUCUUAAAGACUUGCGCCCCAGUGAGCCUAAAGUAAAUGUCACUAACAUACCAAAGUGA